This is a messenger RNA of Papilio xuthus (Asian swallowtail), 2176 nucleotides long. Its product is annotated as blood vessel epicardial substance. Bases 376 to 1461 code for a protein of 361 amino acids. Gene Ontology annotation, cellular component: sarcolemma. Gene Ontology annotation, molecular function: cAMP binding. Gene Ontology annotation, biological process: heart development; striated muscle cell differentiation; skeletal muscle tissue development. The transcript has 6 exons. The record is from RefSeq and is a predicted model, not a curated record. NCBI's taxonomy places the organism in Eukaryota, Metazoa, Arthropoda, Insecta, Lepidoptera, Papilionidae.
CGUUGUUGCUGUCAAAUUGUAGGCUUCGGUUGUUUGCUUCACAGAUUUUUUACUUUUUAUUUUAAACAUUUGAAGCUGUUUUAUUGAAAUAUAUUUAAUAUUUAUGCGUAUUUCAGCGUUAUAGGAAUAAAUGUUUGGUUCAUUCUUUUACCUCUGACCGUUGUUAAUUUUGUAAAGCAAAGCGCUGCUGUUUUUUUUCUUCUUAAAAUAUCGAGAACAAAAUAAACCUCGCAAAACGUAUAAAUACCUUCAUGUUAGAGAGAAAUAUUUUUGGAACAAGUGUUUAAGUGCUGAAAAAUUACGCGCAAAUGCCAAGAGUCGUCAGGGUCACACCGAUGCGAGAACUCGAUCGGUAUAGUGUUACUCUGGGGUACUAUGCUGUUUAUCAGUGCCUUGGCGAUUGGCAUGAUUACCGGCCUGCAAAAUGUCACGACGGAGGUGUCGACGACGGACAGUGACGUCACCGUUACGACGGAGGACAUGGGUCUCGUGGAGCCGACGAGCCUCACGCCUCCCGUCAGCGACUCGGUCAACGUGACGCUACAGGAGCGGCCGUCGAUGUGGGACGUGUACUUGCACCACUGUCCCAAGUGGCGGCCGGUUAACCACAUUUUCUUCCAACUGGCGAAUGGGUGUUUCUUGGUGUCAUUCCUGGCGCCGCAUACGCCGGCGGGACUUGUGUGGCUGCGCGUGGCGCUCGUGCUCGGCUGCGCGUUCUCCGGUCUGUGGGCGUGGAGCGUCCAGUGCUACCUGGACGCCGUGUUGUGGAACAGUGCAUUUGUAGUGAUUAACUUUGUGUAUUUUGCAGUGCAGUUCUAUUUGAUGCGACCUAUAAAGUUCCAUAAGGAAAUUGAAGAGGUAUACGUGGCUCUGUUCGCACCUCUGCGCGUGUCGCGGCGGCAGUUCCGGCGCGUGCUGCAAUGCAUGCGCAGCGUGCGCCACCUCAAGUGCCACGAGCUUUACGCGCACGAGAAGGUCACCAAGGUGGACAGCCUUUCGCUCGUGCUCUCCGGCAAGCUGGUGGUGUCGCAGAGCCAGCGCGCGCUGCACAUCGUCUUCCCGCACCACUUCCUCGACUCGCCCGAAUGGUUCGGUGUCUCCACUGAUGAAUAUUUUCAGGUGUCGAUAAUGGCGAUGGAGGAAUCGCGCGUGCUGGUGUGGCACCGCGACAAGCUGAAGCUGUCCAUCAUGUCGGACGGCUUCCUGCAGGCCGUCUUCGACCACAUCCUCGGCCGCGACGUCGUGCACAAGCUCAUGCAGGUGAGCGAGACGAUGGCGGCGAGCAACGGCCACCUGCCCAACUGCUACGAGGAGGGGGAGGACAAGCCCAUGCUGGUGGUGAAGAAGGCGGGCGACGGGCCCGGCAUCACCGCCCUGCUCAACCGGCAGCUGCAGGCGACCGACCCCAACGCCUGGCGCCUGGGCCGCAUCGAGGAGAACGACCACGAGACGCCCGUGUGAGGGCGCGCGCCACGCCCCCGCCCCCGGCCCCGCCCCCUGACCACCUCUCGAGGUGAUCAAACAUUGCAACGUCACUGAAGUGAAACCUGCGACGGGGGCGGCGGGGGGCGGCGGAGGCGGCGGGGGGGCGGGAGAGAGCGAUGAACAAUUUGUAUAUUUAAAUGAAUGUUUUGUGUAAAUACAGAUAGAGUGUAAUAUCGGUGUACAUGAAAUAACUAAUUUAUGUAUAUGUACAAAAUGAGUAGAGUAUUAUCGUGCGCCGAGAUCUCACUCCUCGCAUAAUUAUAAUAUUAUCAUUCACAAUAAUAAUGACUACUUCCGUUUCUACAUUCGAGAGGUAAAAAUAAAAUAACAAAAAGUACACGAUAUUUUUAUAAAGUUAAGCAAAGAUUAGGUGCGACACCCCGCGCCCCGCAAUCUCUGUGCGCCAGCAUUGGAACCUCCUCCACCUCAACCUGACACUUCUUAUAAGUUUUAAAAUGACUCGUGGGUUAGAUUCUUCCUCGACGUGUUGAACCAUUGCCCUAUGAUUAUGAGUAAGCAGAUAUGAUAGCGGCUCGCUUUCAAAACUUGGUUGCCCGAUCGAUUAAUGAUUAUUCGUUACAUGACUGCGUAUGUCUUCAGUUGGUACUAGUUUGGCGGCGUGUCUGUCUGUCUGUGGCAGCACAAGUUGUGUUUGUACUUGUAGCUCUCACACACGUUCCAUUUUAAAUAU